Sabethes cyaneus is the source of this 1434-nucleotide messenger RNA. RefSeq names its product CLIP domain-containing serine protease B8-like. The transcript is spliced from 6 exons. Gene Ontology annotation, biological process: proteolysis. Lineage: Eukaryota; Metazoa; Arthropoda; Insecta; Diptera; Culicidae. Gene Ontology annotation, molecular function: serine-type endopeptidase activity. Bases 69 to 1307 code for a protein of 412 amino acids. The record is from RefSeq and is a predicted model, not a curated record.
UACCAAACCGAAGCCAGUAGUUUUCAAUCCGUCGUUGUCAGAACAAAUCAAAACGGUUCGGGAUUAAAAUGAAGUGCGCUGUGAUUGUACUGUUGUUGACUUCGUUGCUUUCUACAUUGGCAGCGAAAUCGAAGCAAACAGAGCAAGAUGCACCGCAUGUUUGGGAGGUUACUACUGUAUGUAGCAUUCCGAACGAGUCACAACAGGGUACUUGUAAGGCCCCGGAUGACUGCGAGGCAUAUGGCGCUAUUAAUGACCCGUCAAAUUUGAGCUCCGUCGGCCGGCUAAGCUUCUUGAAGCAGAUUCAGUGUAAUGCGACUGUGAGCGUUGGAACGGACCAGAUGAUAGUUGGUGGCGUCUGUUGUCCUCGGACAGCAACUUACAGGUCUCCGGCACUCAACGAGAGCCUUCCGAGGCGCAUCCGACCGCCAUCGCCGGUAGUCCAUUCUCGAUUCGGAGAUGAUGAAAGCUGCGGCUAUCAGACGUACGUGGCCAAAAUCCGUGGCGGCGAGAUCGCCAACAUCGACGAGUUUCCCUGGAUGGCGAUGCUGCUGUACGAAACCAGAGAUUCCAGCGUUGUGGUGCACGGCUGCGGAGGGGCCCUGAUUAGCCGGAACUUUGUCGUUACGGCUGCACAUUGCGUAACCGGACGGGAGUACGACACCAAAGGACCGCUCAAAUACGUCCGUCUUCGGGAGUACAACGUGUAUGACGAUCCGGAUUGCGUAAUCGAGCAGGACUUCCGGGACUGUUCGGAGGAAAAAUUCGACGCCGUUCCGAAGAACAUAAUUAUCCACCCGGACUACGACAACGACGGUCUCAACAAGCACCACGAUAUCGCACUGAUCGAGAUCGAGCCCAGUCCGCCCUACUCGGACUUUCUACGGCCGAUCUGUUUGCCAGAGCCGGAACUGGACAACGGCGCCGCCGAGGGCAAGAAGCUGGUCGUUUCCGGUUGGGGUCGAACGGAUAUCUUCCGCAAGCAGUUGGGAAACAAUGCGCUCAGCCCAAUCAAGCUGAAAGUGGUCCUACCGUUCGUCGAUCAGGAGACCUGCAAGAAGGUGUUUCGUCCGCAGCGAUUGGAAAUCGGUUCCGGCCAGUUGUGCGCCGGUGGUCAGAAGGCAAAGGAUACCUGUGGCGGCGAUAGCGGUUCACCGCUGAUGUACUACGACGUUCGGAAGGGCGUCUGGGUGCUGACCGGGAUCGUGUCGCUGGGGGUACGCGAAUGUGGAACCGAGGGCAUCCCUGGUGUGUAUACCAAUGUACGCGAGUAUCUCGACUGGUUGAAGAUGAACGCGGCGCUUUAAAACGUGACUAAAUCAAAUGGAUUGAAUUUAUAUCGAAUGAAUAGAUUUAAUCAUAACACUGAAUUAUGCAAUUUGAAAUAAAUCCCGUUUAUUUGCCCAUUGAUUGUGUGCCGACAGUGAAUGCUGA